Messenger RNA from Pocillopora verrucosa, 2124 nucleotides. The record is from RefSeq and is a predicted model, not a curated record. NCBI's taxonomy places the organism in Eukaryota, Metazoa, Cnidaria, Anthozoa, Scleractinia, Pocilloporidae.
UGUUUGGAUGUGUCCGCAAAUGCAGUGCUGGAACUAGUGGAAAGUCCUCAAAUCAUGGAGAGGAACUGUUCAUUAGCCAAGAAAAAGUAGAUGCAUUUCUAGCUAAUUACAGCAAAAGACCAAGCAGCAAGUCAAUGAAAAGGUAGAAAGGAAGUUGAAGAUUAAGAGUUAAAUGUUUUCUGUUGUAGGAGCAGUGUAAUCAGUUUCAAGCUGGUUCCAAUCUCCGUUCCAAAAACAAAUCCACAAAGCUCGAUGAGACAGCCCUCUUUGGUGGAGGCUGCAAGCACGAAGUGCCACUGAAGUUUUUCAGCUUAAAGAGAGGAGAAGAGAUUGGAAAUGCUGUGUAUUUGCUAAAAUGGAUUAAAAAUCAUGUGCAAGAUUAAGCUAUCAACAUUCGCUUCUUCUAUGAUAUUGCAUGUGUGCUGGAUACACAUUUGAGAAAUACGCACCAGGAAACAUUGCUUGAAAAUGUUACUUUUGCGAUACCUGCAUUUCACUGCUAUGGACACAAAGUUUCUUGUCAGGUCAACUACAGUGGAAGACGGCUGGAAGGGUUCGGGAUGAGUGAUGGCGAGGUGAUGGAGAGACUGUGGUCUUACUUGAGGCCAACAGCAAAAAUAACGAAGGAAAUGACUCCAGCCCACCGAGUUGAUACAUUAACUGACUUCUUGAUGCAUUACGCUAAAAAGUCAAUUUUGAACCUUGGAGAACGACUUCGUGACCAUUUAAAGAAAGCAGUGGAAACGGAGAAAGAAACUGAAGAGCAACUCAAUUUGCUUCUUGAGAAGUUGAAUGAGACAGGUAUUAAGGUGGACGUAUCCAGCGUCUCAGAGUGGAGCAUUAUGGAGAAAUCUACGGCUAACAAAGCGGCCAGUACAGGAAGACCCAGUUCAUCACCAGAUGAUUACCCGGACAAGUUGAGGCAGUUUUUCUGUGUAAGAACAAACCUGCAAAAAUGUUCCCCGGCAUCUGAAACUUGGAAAGUACUGACCGAUCAGCUUGACAGGUUGGAUCAACAGCUAAAGAACCUUGAGGGCGGCCAACCCCGAUGGUCUCCUGACAGUAGCAUGUAUAUUGCAUACCUCCGCGAUUUGCAAGACAAGCGUCGAGAAGACUUGCUAUUAUCCAUGCAUGUCAAGUGCUCAGAAAGGUGGUUUCUCUUACAACUGAUGAAGAAAUAUGCAGAUGGACAAGCCAUUGCAAAACGGCUUUGUACGCAAAUUACAAAGGCAACGGGAGCUAUUAAACAGCUGGUCAAGGAGUACACAAGACAAAACGUUGACACGGUGGGUUGUAAAUACCCCUCCACAAUUGCGGUUGAAGACGCGCUAAGCAUCGACAGUCCACUGUGGCGUGUACUAAACGAUGACAUCCAACCUCAGUCUGCUGUUCCCUAUUGUUUAAAGAGGCAACUCAUUGAUUUGUUUCACACACGCAAAAGAUGCUUAGAGGAAAUAGCCAACACCAGAAGAAGAAAUGGCUCGGAUGUUCAGUCAUUUCGAGGGAAAGUUGAAGGUAUUGGACACUUGGUCAAAGGAACUGAUGGCACAGAAAGAUACGGAGCGAGCUCGCGCAUUACUCUCCAUUGCCCGCACUAAAAUGGAUGAGCUUUCCGUAUUCACAGGUCAUCUCCACGGUCUCUUUUCUAAUGAUGAUGGUAGCCAUGAGGAAUGUGAAGCUCAGUUUGACCUUGGAAUUUUCCCCGAAGUGGAUUGUGAUGAUGCCGAUGAGGAGGUUCAGAUGGAGGACGAUUACAACACUGAUGAAGCUGACGUGGUUCAACAGCUUGGCCAAAGUGAAGUCUUUGAGGACCUGCGUUCCGUUCUCAAUGCUGAAUACGGAAGUGACAGUGAAUCUGAUUCAGAUAGUUCAGAUUUAAACACAGAAAUAUCUUGAUUGUAACUUGUGAGUCGUUUCAACUGCCUGUUCCUUUUCCUCUUUCACUCAAGAAUGUAAAUCUACGAACAAGUGUUACCAAUCAGCUAAAAAAAAUUAAGCUGUGUCAACUAGUCAGUCACUAUACACGACAAAUAACAGCUCUCCUCCACGAAUUAAUUCAAUCUUGUUUUAUCGACUUUGGCUCCUUGACGCAUCCUUACCUGGUCAUUUUGUUGUGACGUUGGA